UAAACACAAAAAUAAUUGGGACUUUUAAAUAGCAGUAUCAAUAUCAAAUGUUAUGAGUGUAUUUAUUCUUUAAAAUUAUAUAUUUAGGUAGUGAAUUAAUUAGUUAAGUGUAUUACCAAUGGAGAAAAACAAAGAGGACCCUAAAAGGACAAGAUUUAAUUCGUUUAGUGCCAUCAACGAGAAGGAAGUGGAUGAUAUUUCGAUAGAAUUCUUUUAUAAGCCGCACACGAUUACUUUACUGCUGAUAUCCAUUGCUGCUGUGGUUUAUUUCGCUUUUGUCAGAGACACAGAAGACGUAGAAAAAAACAUUUGGUCAGGCCUACUAUGUUGCUGUUUUUGUUUCCUGAUAAUAUCCAUUUUGGCUUUUCCAAAUGGACCAUUCACUCGUCCACAUCCGGCCGUAUGGAGAAUAGUCUUCGGCAUGAGCGUUUUAUACCUUCUAGGAUGUCUUUUUCUGCUUUUCCAAAACACAGAAACUGUGCACAACAUUUUGUAUUGGAUAGAUCCAACACUUAAGAACUUCAAAAAUGACAUGGACAAAGAAUAUGGUGUAAACUGUUCGCAAAUAACUGCAGAAAAAAUUUGGAGCCAUGUAGACGUAUUUGCGUUGGGCCAUUUCGUUGGUUGGAUGUUCAAAGCCAUUCUAAUAAGACACAUGGGAAUUUUGUGGGGCACCAGCAUAAUGUGGGAAAUUACCGAACUAGCUUUUGCCCACUUGUUGCCCAAUUUUAUCGAAUGUUGGUGGGACGCCCUAAUAUUGGACGUUUUGAUUUGUAACGGGCUGGGCAUCUGGUGCGGAUUAAAAAUUUGCAGCGUUUUGGAAAUGCGAGAAUAUAAAUGGGAGAGUAUCAAGGAUAUUCAUUCGACAACAGGUAAAAUCAAACGCGCCUUUCUCCAAUUCACCCCUGAAAGUUGGACGUCAGUGCGAUGGCUGGACCCAAAGUGCUCCUACAUGAGAAUAUUUGCCUUUGCCGAACUGGUACUUUUUUGGCAAAUAUCUGAAUUGAAUACUUUCUUCUUGAAACAUGUUUUCGACAUGCCUACUUCGCAUUAUUUAGUUAGUGCCAGGCUAAUACUUGUUGGCGCUUUCGUGGCGCCUUCUGUAAGGCAAUUUUACAGUUAUGUUACAGAUACUACAUGUAAACGUGUAGGAACCCAGUGCUGGGUUUACGGUUGCAUCAUGGUAACUGAAUCUUUGAUUUGCAUCAAACAUGGGCAGGAAUUGUUCAGGCAAACUCAUGCAAUCAAUAUUGUAAUUUGGUUGGUUAUUCAGCUGAUAAUUUCGGUACUUUUUGUGGUCGGAUACGCUUGGUACCACAACAAUAAUUCGCAGAAAGUGACAAUGGUUGAUGGAACCAAAAGAAAAAUAAAUUAGGAAUAAAUAUUUUUUAUUUAGUUAUUUGAGUUCCUAAACUUGAUAUUCUCAUUUCUUUUGGCUGUGACCCUUAUUAUCAUACAAAGUUUUUGAUUUUUUUUUCUGUGUGUUUUAGGGCGGUUCACUUUCUACAUUCUAAAUUUUUUUCAGUGAGAAUAAUUGUCUUUGAUACCAAAGAAUUGUAUAUUAAUAAUGCACAAGUUUGCAAAAAUAGAGAAUAUAUUUAUAUAAACUGCAACAGAGUUGCUUUUGAUAAACCUCAUUAAAACUUAGGACAGAUACUUAUUAUUAUUUUAAGUAAAUUCAACAAUAAAAAGUGUCAGUUAAAGACCUUAGUUACCUCAAAAAAUUAGUGUUAAAUUACUUCAACAUAUAAGCAGUGUUAUAUUGAUAGUUUUUGGGACAAAUUUAGCAAACCAGAAUUGGGUUUUGUGUAAAUUUGUAAUAUGUUUUGUAUGGGCAAACUCUCUUAGUUUAUUUGGGUUUUAUUUGUGCCAUUUAAAUAUCUAUUACAUAUUUGUAAUUAUUUAUAGUUAGAUAUUUUAAAUAAAUUGUUUAUAAUA
Ceutorhynchus assimilis (cabbage seed weevil) is the source of this 1938-nucleotide messenger RNA. The record is from the annotation of a GenBank genome assembly. NCBI's taxonomy places the organism in Eukaryota, Metazoa, Arthropoda, Insecta, Coleoptera, Curculionidae.